This is a messenger RNA of Danio rerio (zebrafish), 1373 nucleotides long. RefSeq names its product adenosine A2a receptor a (gene adora2aa). Gene Ontology annotation, cellular component: plasma membrane; membrane; synapse. Gene Ontology annotation, molecular function: G protein-coupled receptor activity; G protein-coupled adenosine receptor activity. Lineage: Eukaryota; Metazoa; Chordata; Actinopteri; Cypriniformes; Danionidae. The record is from RefSeq and is marked provisional. Gene Ontology annotation, biological process: signal transduction; G protein-coupled receptor signaling pathway; G protein-coupled adenosine receptor signaling pathway.
UACAUUGAGGCGAGGCAUGGUCCUUUCUCCCCAGCGACCUCACCAUGCUGAACAAUGUUUUCGACGUGUUGUACAUGAUUCUGGAGCUGCUGAUUGCCCUGCUCUCUGUCCUGGGCAACGUGCUGGUCUGCUGGGCAGUGGGCCUCAACAGCAACCUCCAGAGCAUCACCAACUUCUUUGUUGUUUCACUGGCCGUGGCGGACAUCGCGGUGGGUGUGCUGGCCAUCCCCUUUUCCAUCGUCAUCAGUACCGGUUUCUGUGCAAAUUUCUAUGGUUGCCUGUUCAUCGCCUGCUUCGUCCUCGUGCUGACCCAGAGCUCCAUAUUUAGUCUUCUGGCCAUCGCCAUUGACCGAUACAUUGCCAUCAAAAUCCCGCUUAGGUACAACAGCCUAGUAACCGGGCAGCGCGCCAGAGGCAUCAUCGCGAUCUGCUGGGUCCUGUCAGUUAUCAUCGGUCUAACACCCAUGCUGGGCUGGCACAAAGCCCGCUUACAAGAGGGCCACAAUGGCACUUGCCCACCCGGCAUGAUGGAGUGUUUGUUUGAGGAGGUGGUGGUCAUGGACUACAUGGUCUACUUCAACUUCUUCGCCUGCGUUCUGGUGCCUCUGCUCCUCAUGCUGGCCAUUUAUCUACGCAUCUUCAUGGCUGCUCGCCACCAACUUAAAUGCAUCGAGUCCAAAGCCAUCCCAUGUGAACUCAAGUCCCGCUCCACCCUACAGAAAGAAGUCCAUGCGGCGAAAUCGCUAGCCAUCAUCGUUGGUUUGUUCGCCGUUUGUUGGUUGCCCCUUCACAUCAUCAACUGUUUCACUCUGUUCUGCCCUGAAUGUGAACGGCCGCCGGCUCUGAUCAUGUAUCUGGCUAUAAUCCUCUCACACGCAAACUCAGUGGUCAAUCCCUUUAUUUACGCCUACAGAAUACGAGAGUUCAGACACACUUUCCGGAAGAUCGUCCGCUAUCAUAUUUUGGGCAGAAGGGAGCCUCUUUCAUGCAACGGAAGCACUCGUACUUCAACCCGAACGAGCGUAGCGGAUUCGCUCCGGAUUAAAGUCAACGGUCUGGUGCGCGAACUGUACGCCGAGCAGAGCAGCACCACGAGCAGCUGCGAAAGUGCUGAACCCGGACAUACACACAGGCCAGUAAGCACUGAAAACUCCAUUUUAGACAACCAGCCAAUAGAAAUCAGUAAUUCCCACAGACACACGGCACUGAGGCAUCCGGAGUCGCCGCUCACUGGGAAUAAUGAGGGCCUUGCGUGCAGGAAGCAUGCUGGAUUAGACAUUACGGAUGGGAAGGAUUUGUCCUCGCCGCUUCAUAUUAAAUCAGCUCUGUAUGUACAGACAGCUCACUGUGUUGAACUCACGGAGGUUUCCUGA